Chironomus riparius is the source of this 706-nucleotide messenger RNA. The record is from the annotation of a GenBank genome assembly. Lineage: Eukaryota; Metazoa; Arthropoda; Insecta; Diptera; Chironomidae.
AGUCUCUUGUUGUCAUUCAUUCCGAUCAGCUAUCUCUCAAUAAUUUCCAAAAUAUGGCUUCAAUCAUUAAGAAAAUCAUCACAACAGCUAAGGCACCACUUCCAGUUGGUCCAUAUAGUCAAGCAGUUGUUGUCGAUCGUACAGUUUACUUGUCUGGAGCAUUAGGAACUGACCCAGCAACCGGUAAAUUAGUUGAAGGCGGUGCAAUUCCAGAAGCAGCAAAGGCACUUGAGAAUAUUAUCGUUCUGUUGGCUGCUGCUGGAUCAAAAAUCGAUAAUGUUAUCAAAUGUACUGUCUUAUUGAAUGAUAUGGCUGAUUUUGCCGGUGUUAAUCUGGAAUAUAAGAAAGUUUUUACAAAAGAUCUUCCAGCCAGAACAUGUGUACAAGUCGGAAAAUUACCACUCGGUGCUAAUGUAGAAAUCGAAGUAAUUGCUGUCGUUGGUGACUGCACAGUCGAACAUGUCACUGUUGACUGACUAAAUGAUCGAUCCAAGCUAUGAACUACUUACGCAUUUCCUUUCAACUUUUUACAUACGUAACUGAGAACCAUCAAUAAAUUAUUGAACAGAAGUAAUUUACUUCUCGAUAUAUGUGACAUGUAAAUGUUUUCAUAAUCAAUUGUGGGCUGAAUGAGAGAUAAAUAUAAAUUACAAAUAAAUCAUAUUUUGAAUACUUUUGAUUGGAUAUUUUUAUAUUAUUGCAUAAU